Messenger RNA from Gongylonema pulchrum, 807 nucleotides. The record is from the annotation of a GenBank genome assembly. NCBI's taxonomy places the organism in Eukaryota, Metazoa, Nematoda, Chromadorea, Rhabditida, Gongylonematidae.
UCUGAGAACCAGAAGCUGGCAGCACAUUCACGCGGUUACAUAGCAUCGCCGAAGUAUACAAUGGAAGUGAUGGAUUUGGAUAGAAAUCCUACUGAGGUUGUACAUGCAGGCGAUGAUGGCUAUCUUCUGAUUACGCCGCACGAGAACUUAGGCAGAUUCUGGACUAUUAGCCUGACCGCUUACGAUAUUAACAGUGGUCGAACUCGCCCUAUCGUCGAUUCCGAAGGGUACGAAGAUUUUCAUUUUAUUGAGUUGCUCUGUGCGGUUCCAAAUGGUUCUCUCAAAGAGAUAAGUCGAACGGAGCAAAAUCGCUUGCAACUGAAGAUUACUUUUGAUGGAUUUUCCGACGAGGCGGACAUAAUCUAUCAUGCGUAUAUCAAGCAGUGUGAUGAUUUUUGUGAUAUGAAGUGUAACGGUUCGUUAGAUUUGGCGAGAAAUCAACAGUCUAACAAAAAUAUGAUGGGGCGGAAAAAACGCUCAUUGGCGCCAUCUGAAUCGCGAUUGUUUGAACUCUCUGAAGAUGUAUAUGCGGUUGAAUCAACCAUCAAACUCACGAUGAAGCAAAGGACACAUAAAAUUAAAGCAGAAAAUUACAGCAAAAAUAUGAUCGGGCGGAAAAAACGCUCAUUGGCGCCAUCUGAAUCGCGAUUGUUUGAACUCUCUGAAGAUGUAUAUGCGGUUGAAUCAACCAUCAAACUCACGAUGAAGCAAAGGACACAUAAAAUUAAAGCAGAAGAUAGUGAAUUCCGGAUGAUGCAAAUGAAUGGACAUAACGACAACAAUCGAAUGGUCACUCAUGUAAGCUGA